Rhodamnia argentea is the source of this 2772-nucleotide messenger RNA. RefSeq names its product titin homolog. The record is from RefSeq and is a predicted model, not a curated record. Lineage: Eukaryota; Viridiplantae; Streptophyta; Magnoliopsida; Myrtales; Myrtaceae. The coding region runs from base 157 to 2643 and encodes 828 amino acids. The transcript is spliced from 8 exons.
GUCUCUGCAAAUUGCCCAAAACGCCUUGUUUUGACAAACGCAAAGCGAUUCCCAUUUUUUUACAGAACUAGAACAGUAAACGCUCUCUCCCAUCUUCUCCAAUCUCUCUCCCUUGCCUCGGCGCCGAAUCUGCGGUCGCGAUUUCUCGUAGUCGAAAUGGACUUCCACACGCUGUCGAGGAGGGAGCUCCAGGUGCUGUGCAAGAAGAACAAGAUCGCUGCCAACAUGACCAACGUCGCCAUGGCCGAUGCCCUCACUGCUCUCCAACAUGUUGAGGGGUUGGAAGAGUUCCUAAAUCCAUCCGAACCUACCAAUGCGAUGCAAUCGCCAGAGAAAGCUCCGCCCGAAACUCCAGCUGUUCCUCGAACUGCAACUCGAGCCUCGGCUAGAGCAAAACCUGCAAAGGAUCCCGACAGCUCGCUGGCCAUGUCUCGUGCUCGUCGCAGUGCGAUGAGCAGUAGGCACGUUGCAGAUCAGGAGAACAAACAAGUCAAUCUGCCGGAUACUCCUGCUGUGCCGAUAACUGGAAAAAGAGCCGGGCUUGCCUCGGCUCGGAGAAGACAGGAGGCUAUGAAGAGAGAUGAGAAGACCGAGGAAGAAAAUCAAGUUGUGCCAAAGUCUUCGACAGUGAAGAGCACACAGAGAAAGGCUCGAGUAUCUGCAGCGCCAAGGGUAUACAGCACAAGGAGGUCAGUGAGGUUGUUGGAGAAGUCAAUGUCUGAACUGAAGCUGUCAGAGGAAAGAGCCUCAGAAGUGGAGCCAAUUAAAAUGGAUGACCUGGGUUUGAAAGAAGAAUCAGAAGAAGUCCUAGAAGAAACUGAAGAGAACAAGAAUACACUUGAUGCAGAUGCUGAUUCCCAGGCUGCAGAAGAGGAGAGUUCAGAGAAACCCGAUCAUUCAAAUAUUCAUGUUGAGAAGUCAACUGGAAUGGAGGAGAAGGAAAGAGAACUCGAAAGUCAUGUGAAUGUGAAUGUGGAGAGCAGUUGCGUUGGAGAUCUCAGCUCCCAGGUACUCCUGGAAGUUGAAUGUGGCAAAUCUGAUUGCCUGAGUGCCCUUUCUGAUUCUGAUUUGAAGGAUGAUGUCCUUGAUGAGAAGUCAGAUCAGUUGGAUGAUAACCUACUUGUGUCAAAGCUGAACCAAGAUGCGCCACCAGUAGACACUUCUGAUUUGAAAGAUGAUGUCCUUGAUGAGAAGUCAGAUCAGUUGGAUGAUAAUCUACUUGUGUCGAAGCUGAACCAAGAUGCGCCACCACUAGACACGUCCGUGCAAACUGAUGGUCACAAUGCUUUUACUGAGAUUGAGGAUCAUCUUGUAGAAGAGACAACGAACCUAGAGGUUUCAGAAGAAUUAGCUUUUGGCGAGGACAAUCAAAGUGAUGAUAUCGACAUUGAUGUGAAACCCAUGACAGAAGAGAAGCUACUGAAUGAAAACAUCCUGGAAUUUGAGGAAGAUGGCAAUAAUGAGGAAACUGUUAAAAAUGGUUUAAUGAAUUCGUUACUUCCCGAAGAGCAGAACUCUCAUCAGCAGAUGGUGGAAAAUAAUGAGGGAGUUGGUAUUUCUGAGACAAUCAUCUGUACCUCUGAUGAUUCUGCUAAACUAGUUCCUCAUAUUAUGACCAACUCAGAUCGAUUAGUCCCUCACUGCGAUGAUAUUCAGGAGCCAGUUGGGGACAAUGAUUCGGGUGUUGAAAUUCCCAUGUCCAGCCAAUUGGAAAUUUGGGACAGUGCUCCUGUUGAGCAAGAAGAAAGCAUCAAGCUUGACCAGUUGAUGUCUCCUUGUCUUGUUAGUCCAAUAAUUCAGACAGAGAAGCAUGAGGAUGAGCAAUUGGCUGAAGUCGAUUUGAUUGAAUCAGAAGAGUUCGCCAUGGAAGUCCGUGAGUGGCACAAAUCAUUGGUUGAAGCUUCUGCGGCUGCAAAUUCAUCAGAAGUGAAUGCAGCAGACAUUCAAGGAUAUGCUGAUCUUCAAGAGCUAGUUGAUCUUCAUGUGAUGCCAGAAAUGGAGUUUGUCGAAGGUACUUGUGAAUUGCCUCCAUCUGACAUUGCAGACAAGACUCCAAUUUUUGUGAGCAAAAUUAGCACACGUUCUCCUCUUGCUGCGAAUGGUAAAGUUACGCUUUCCCUGUUGACAGCUGACCGACUGCCAAAGUCUCCUGUGCUGGCGAAGUCAUCCAGUAAGAAGCAGUCCACGGUCAGAAAGAUGGCUAAUAAACUGGACAAUAACAAAGAGAACAUGGACAGUCCACGCUCCCCAUUAGCAGUAGCAGAUGACCAGCUACUGCUUGAGCUCCCUGGGCAAGUGAAGUCAUCAAGCAAGAAGCAGCCCGCACCAAGAAAGAUGACCACUUUGCUAGGUGACGACAAAGAGAAUAUGCAGAAGAGUGGCAGAAAAGUUGAGCCAAACACAGAGAAGGCGAAAAAGAAGAGCGAUGAAGGGAAGAGUAGAGAUGAGGAUAGAGUGCUGGAGUCCUUGCAAAAGAAGAGCCUCAGGCAGUUGAAAAAGAUGUUCAAGGAAAGAUCAGGAAUGCCUGAAACCGAAAGGAAGAAAGAUGCCACUGAGCAGCAACAAUUGGGGAGUGCGAGACCGGCUUUGCGAGUGCUGUCAUCAGAAAACCAAAUGGCUCUGAGUGAGGGAGAGGGUAACUGAAUCUAUGGUUUUGGGGAUGUAUGUGAUUUUGCGAGGACUUUUUCUUUAUCUGGAGGGUGCAAACCUCGGUUUGCCUCUAUUGAGUUUCUUUUCCGAUGUAAUAAGAAUCAAAUGAAGACCAUUCUGAUU